Molecule: messenger RNA, 321 nt
Organism: Acaulospora colombiana
Lineage: Eukaryota; Fungi; Glomeromycota; Glomeromycetes; Diversisporales; Acaulosporaceae
Source: the annotation of a GenBank genome assembly
AUGAUAAAAUCAUAUAAAGAUGUCAAAGAUAUCAAUCAAAACUACGAGACUUUUUCUACAGAUUAUGACAUUGAUAAUUCAACAAUUAAGAGAACUCACACAGACAAUUAUGAUAACAAAGCUUUUGACCAAGGUCAAUCGAGCUCCUUUUUGACAUUCCCUCAAAGUCAAAUUGAGAGCAACCAAGAAAUUAACCAUGGUGAAAAAGAUCUCCAUUUUUCAACUUUCAAUUUGGACUACUCCGACUUUUCUUUUUUGGAGUCCCCAAGCAUUCAAGACGAGAACGUUCAAAUAGAUGAUAAUAAUGGAGGAGGUAAUUAA